This is a messenger RNA of Poeciliopsis prolifica (blackstripe livebearer), 8392 nucleotides long. RefSeq names its product adenylate cyclase 5 (gene adcy5). Lineage: Eukaryota; Metazoa; Chordata; Actinopteri; Cyprinodontiformes; Poeciliidae. Gene Ontology annotation, molecular function: adenylate cyclase activity. The transcript is spliced from 21 exons. Bases 1057 to 4695 code for a protein of 1212 amino acids. The record is from RefSeq and is a predicted model, not a curated record. Gene Ontology annotation, cellular component: plasma membrane. Gene Ontology annotation, biological process: cAMP biosynthetic process; intracellular signal transduction; adenylate cyclase-activating G protein-coupled receptor signaling pathway.
UGGUCGUCGGAGCGACGAUCGGCGGCGGCGGCGGGGAUCUGUCUGUUUACGCGGGGUGGCGGGUGACUUGUUUGUGAUGCCGCGCUCGGAACGGACACCGACGGCUCUCGCCGGAGGCCGUGGGAGCACGCGCUGAGGCGUGGACGCUCCCUGUGAAAUGCCCGCCGCUGUCCGGCUCGCGGAUCCACAGCCUGCAGCCGCCGGACCCCUCGGCAGUGAGAGACCUGAGCGGCGAUGACGGACAGCUGUUGGUCGUCGACUGUGCGGCGUUAGCGGGCUGACGAUGAGCUGCUGGCGCGGCGACACACGCUGUGCCGUUGACCACGACUGCCAGAGGAGGAAGAGGAGGAUGAGGAGCGGCUGAGAUCUCUCCUCUUUGCUCCCCGUGUUGUGAGAUGAUCGUGAUAAUGAUGAUGAUGAUGAUAAUGAUGAUGAUGCCUCAUUUUGGCCGAACGUGUGGCUCCCACCACCGUCAAGGUUGAAACGUUUUUGUUUUUUAUUUGCAAAGCACAGGUGCCUGGAGAUCGUAGGUGCCGACAUGGGACCUUUCUUUCUUUCUUUCUUUCUUAUCUUUGGUUUUGUGUCGACGCUCAUCGCAGGAGGCGACCACAGGAGUACAGGAAGCAGAUCGGCCGUAACGUCUCUGAUGUGGAUCUGAUGGCGCUGCGCUAUGAUCUCCGGGGACCUUCCGAGUCGUGUAACGCAUUUACUCCAUCCACAAGGCGCGCUGCCGCGCAACCUCUCCGCGGAUGAGCGCUAAUUGGGCCCCGAUGAUGUAGAGCCAAAUCCACCUGGAUCGAGCCCUGCUUCCCCCCCUGUGACUUGUCAUGUUCAAUUGAUUUCAUUUUUUUAUUAUUAUUUUCUUUUUCCCCGAAGGAUUUUUGUGUAAAUAUAUUUAGAUUGUCCCCAAAGAUGAACAGCUCACUUCGUAUGAGACAUUUAAACCGAGUCAACCUUGUGAUUGAAUAGCCCCCACCAUCCCCCACUCCUCCCCCUCACCACGUCAGUGGAGCAAAACUUUUCCUGUGUGAUUGUUUAUCCGUUGCGUCCUCCACAAUGUCCAGAUCGAACAGCGUCAGCCCGCCCGGACUCGGUGCGCCCGGGCUGAGGGGAGGGACCGAGCACAGAUCAGCCUGGGGAGAGGCUGACUCUGUGGCCAACGGGUGCCCAUACUCAGCCAGAUCCCCGCGCAACAAGCUCACCCGCACCAACAGCCGCUGGAGGCAGCAGCAGCAGCAGCAGGGGGAGGAGGAGGCGGAGGAUGUCGAUCCGGAGCGCCGGCCUCCUCCGGGGCGAGCCUCCACGACCGUCAGCAGCAGGGUCAGCUUCAGGUCCCGCUCGGCUUGGCAGGACCAUGGCGAGGAGGAGAGCCGCGGCAACAGCAACCCCGCGUCCGCGAAGCGCGCCGACCCGGCCGAGGUGAGACCCAAGUCCGUGGAGCUGGGUCUGGAGGAGCGCCGAGCCAGAUCGCGGAGCGACAACAACAGGGGCGAGCGGGAGGGGGACGGGGUCAUGCCGGAGGUGAACGUCUCCCUGGUGGCGUGCUGCGUCAGCGUCAUGCACGUCUUCAGGUCCAAGAAGUUCCAGUCGGAGAAGCUGGAGCGGCUCUACCAGCGCUACUUCUUCCGCCUCAACCAGAGCAGCCUGACCAUGCUGAUGGGAGUGCUGGUGCUGGUCUUCACCGUCAUGCUGGCCUUCCACUGCUCCGGCGCGCCGACGGUCACCUACGUGGUGGUGUUCUCCCUGGCCAUCUUCCUCACGCUGGCGCUCAUGGUGGUGUGCAACCGGAACGCGUUCCACCAGGACCACAUGUGGCUGGUGUGCUACGCCGUCAUCCUGCUGGUGAUCGUGGUCCAGGUGAUCGGCGUGCUGCUGGUGCGGCCGCGGAGCGCCUCGGAGGGGAUCUGGUGGACCGUGUUCUUCAUCCAUGUCAUCUACACGCUGCUGCCCGUCAGGAUGCGCGCCGCUGUCAUCACUGGAGUUAUUCUCUCCGCCAUCCACGUGGCCAUUUCUUGGAUGUUAAACGGAGUGGACAGCUUUCUGUGGAAACAGAUAGUCUCCAACAUCCUGGUGUUCUCCUGCUCAAACAUUGUAGGAGUGUGUACGCACUACCCGGCCGAGGGCUCCCAGAGGCAGGCCUUCCAGGAGACCAGGGAGUGCAUCCAGGCUCGCCUCCACUCCCAGAGGGAAAACCAGCAGCAGGAGCGCCUCUUACUCUCGGUACUUCCUCGUCAUGUUGCCAUGGAGAUGAAAGCUGACAUAAAUGCCAAGCAGGAGGACAUGAUGUUUCACAAGAUCUACAUCCAAAAGCACGACAACGUCAGCAUCCUGUUUGCUGACAUCGAGGGCUUCACCAGUCUGGCGUCGCAGUGCACGGCGCAGGAGUUGGUGAUGACGCUCAAUGAGCUUUUCGCCCGCUUUGACAAGUUGGCAGCGGAGAACCACUGUCUGCGGAUCAAGAUCCUGGGCGACUGCUACUACUGCGUGUCUGGGCUGCCAGAGGCCAGAGCCGAUCACGCCCACUGCUGCGUGGAGAUGGGGCUGGACAUGAUUGAGGCCAUCUCGCUGGUGAGGGAGGUGACCGGGGUGAACGUGAACAUGCGCGUUGGCAUCCACAGCGGCAGGGUGCACUGCGGGGUGCUGGGACUCAGGAAGUGGCAGUUUGACGUCUGGUCCAACGACGUCACGCUCGCAAACCAGAUGGAAGCGGGAGGCAAGGCCGGGCGCAUACACAUCACAAAGGCCACCCUGAACUACCUGAACGGGGAUUACGACGUGGAGCCGGGAGCAGGAGGAGAGAGAAACGCCUACUUGAAGAGGAGCAACAUAGAAACCUACCUCAUUGUGGGCUGCAGUCAGAAAAGGAAAGAAGAAAAGGCGAUGAUUGCCAAAAUGAGUCGACAGAGGACCAACUCCGUCACCCACAACAGCGGCCACUGGGCUGACCGUGCCUUCCACAACCACAUCUCCAAGGAGAUGAAGAGGAUGGGUUUUGAGGAUCCCAAAGACAAGCAUUUUAUUUUCAGGAACACGCAGGAAAACCUGAACCCGGAGGACGAGGUGGACGAGUUCCUGGGCAGGGCCAUCGACGCGCGCAGCAUCGACCGCCUGCGCUCCGAACACGUCAAAAAGUUCCUGCUCACCUUCAGAGAACCCGACCUGGAGAAAAAGUACUCCAGACAGGUGGACACCAGGUUCGGCGCGUACGUGGCCUGCGCCGCCCUCGUCUUUUUCUUCAUCUGCUUCAUCCAGAUCGUCAUUGUGCCGACCUCCAGUCUGAUGAUCGGCUUCUUCAUCACGUGCUUCAUCAUCCUGACGGGCGUCAUGUUCAUCUCAGCUGUGUACUGCUGCUUUGGAAUCUUCCCCGCUCCUCUGCAGACUCUUUCCAAAAGUAUCGUCCAGUCCCGACUCAACAGCACCUUGGUGGGUGUCUUCACCAUCAUCAUCGUCUUCCUGUCCGCUUUCAUUAACAUUUUCACCUGCAGCAGUCACGACCUGCGGAGCUGCAUCGAGUCGGAGCUCAACAUCAGCCGGGACCUGGUGGACGCCUGCCACGCUGUCCUCCUCAACUACAACCUGGACACCCAGCACGGCUCCUGCGGAGACGACGCCCUCAUCUGCAGCUUCCCUGAGUACUUCACCUGCUGUGUGCUGCUCAGCCUGCUGGCCUGCUCCGUCUUCCUGCAGGUCAGCAGCAUCGGGAAACUCUUCCUCAUGCUCUUCAUCGAGCUGCUCUACCUGCUCAUCAUAGAGGUGCCUAAAGUGAGCCUCUUCGACAACCAGGACCUGCUGGUCAUGGCAAACGCCCUGAAUUACACCAAACCAGAAAACGGCACAAGGUGUUUGGUGGACAACAAGGUUCCUCUGAAGAUCAUGACCCCCGUGGUGAUCACCGUCUUCGUCCUCGCCCUUUACCUUCACGCCCAGCAGGUGGAGUCGACGGCCAGGCUGGACUUCCUCUGGAAGCUGCAGGCCACAGAGGAGAAGGAGGAGAUGGAGGAGCUGCAGGCCUACAACCGCCGCCUGCUCCACAACAUCCUGCCCAAAGACGUGGCCGCUCACUUCCUGCAGCGCGAGCGGCGCAACGACGAGCUCUACUACCAGUCCUGCGAGUGCGUCGCCGUCAUGUUCGCCUCCAUCAGCAACUUCUCCGAGUUCUACGUGGAGCUGGAAGCCAACAACGAAGGAGUGGAGUGUCUGCGGCUGCUCAAUGAGAUCAUCGCCGACUUUGAUGAGAUCAUCAGCGAGGAUCAGUUCCGUCAGCUGGAGAAGAUCAAGACCAUCGGCUCCACGUACAUGGCGGCUUCCGGUCUCAACGACUCCACGUACGACAAGGCCGGGCGCUCGCACAUCCGCGCCAUGGCUGACUACGCCAUGCGGAUGAUGGACCAGAUGAAAUACAUCAACGAACACUCCUUCAACAACUUCAAAAUGAAAAUAGGUCUAAACAUUGGCCCAGUGGUUGCUGGGGUGAUAGGGGCCAGGAAACCCCAGUACGACAUUUGGGGGAACACAGUAAACGUAGCGAGCCGCAUGGACAGCACAGGCGUCCCGGAGAGGAUCCAGGUGACGGCGGAUUUGUACCAGCUGCUGAACUCCUACAACUACACACUGGAAUACCGAGGCGUCGUCACCGUCAAAGGCAAAGGAGAGAUGAUGACCUACUUUCUCAUGGCUGGACCCCCCGGCAGUUAACCUUUAACCUUUACUAGGUGACAAUCAGACCCAUGGGAGGUUGCGCACCUUCUCUCGUAACGAGCUGGCUUACAGAACUCUGAUAGCUUUGGGCAGAUGGAGGGUUUUCCCCUCACGCUCCUUGAACCGGUCGACGUCGAAAGGACAGAAGGAUUCUUCCUUCUUUUUUUUUAUUAUUUUUUUUCAGGAGGAGCUCAUGGGCGGCCGAGGGCACGUCUGCUCGAGUCUGAAUUUUUGACCAAAGAUGUCCAAUCGGAGUGCAAAGACAGAUUCGUCCAGCUCGGCCCUGACAGAAAACAAAAAGAAAAGGAUCCUGGAAGAAACUUGCCCAGUCGGGUUCUCCGAGGGGAUUCUUGGACAAAACCUGCAGGGUGACCCGAGCUGUCGCUUCCUCUCCUGCUCUCUUCCUUUUUUUUCCCUGCUGAUUCUGAACACUAUGUACAUGUAAAACCCAGAAAGUUUUAUGUGUAUGUGGAUGACUUUAUGUACUGUUUGUAUGAUAUUUUGGUCCCGUUGCUGUGGUACAGAUGCAGAUUUCUCAAUUACGGACACAAAGCCAGCAGCACUGCAGUCCUCGCUUGUUAGUGCGUCCAUCUCUCCGUCAAUCAGCACCGGACGACCUGCGCGCUUCACAAAAGUGUUCACACCCCGUGAACUUCCUCACGUUUUGUCACUUUAGAGAAUACAAAAGUUUAUUUCUAAAAAGAUAUAUGUAAUAAACCAAGACCGAGACAGGGAUACGUGUGAAAUUGAAGUGAAAGGAAGGAAAACAGUUUUGCAAAUAUCUGAAGAGUGUGGAGUGCCCACGUCAAUAUUUUGUACAAACGCCAGCUGCAACCAACAUAUAAACUCUAAAAUGUUUUACCUUCUUUUUCCAAAAUGACCCGAGCUCAUUUAUAUUUGAAUUAAGUUUUACUGCAAUUGUUUUUAUCAUCAGAGAUUCUUUAUCAGUUUUAGCAUUAGCUUUGGGAUGCUACAUUUGUUGGAAGGAAACUUCAAGUCUUUUGGUGCUUUUAAAAGGCUUUACUUCUUUCAACCUGCUGGACAAAAACAUCGCCACAGUAUGACUGCCACCGCCGUGCUUCUUUAUGGGGUGAGCGUGCCCAACAUAAUGUGUUGGAUAGCUGAACUGCCACACAUGGUGUUUUGCAGGUAGUUAAAAAUGUAACAGCAUCUUCUUCCACGUGUCCACAUGUCCCUCAUGGGCCUCUGUACUGCUUGUUCUCUUGCCACUCAUCUUUAUUCACCAGCAGGGGAACCUCUGGAGGCAAUCGAGCUUUUUUCCCCUUUAGAAUAGAAAGAAUUUAGCAAUUUCUAUUUGCACUCCCAGUAAAUCCCCAUCGACGUCUGACGUUGUGAAGUGGCAAAACGUGAAAAGCCAGACGGGUAUGAAUACUUUUCUUUUUGGUACUGUAUGAGUUACUGCACACUGUUUGUCUCAUGGGUGAGGGGAUAUCACCCCUAUAGUAUAUAGAUUAUGUUUAAUAGAAGAGUCCAACAGUGUUUAUAUGAAGCUUCCCGUUAGCCUCAUUCCUCUCAACCCUGCAACACGAAGAUGUUUAAAAAACCCAACCUUUUCUACUCCUAAAGAGGUUUUGUAUUUUGACUCCAAAACACCAACCCUACGAGAUAUUUAAAGAUUAUAUAUUUUCUACAUUCAUAUAAUACAGAGCUAUGUAUAAACUACAGUGUGUCUCCACAUGUGCACACAGCAGAAACCCUCACUGGUGUUGCCUGAUUCCCUCUCCCCUCCUGCUCUUUUCAACAAAUCGAGCAUACUUUUUUUUUUUUUAAAUCUGCAGGAAGUCGACUGCUGGCUGAUUAGAAGCGGCCGACGAUCUCCCCUUUAAUGUGUCUCAAUGUCACAGCAGAGAGGAAAACGCGGUCGAAUCACUAGAUGGAGCGAAAGGCGUCAGCCGUGGUGCUCAGGCGCCAUUUUGCACUCCGGUGCUUUCAGCCGUCCACGCCGCCCCGCGCCGCCUGCAGGCCCCCGUUGUUUGCUCGGUUCGGUGGUACGACACAAUGAAUGUCCAAUGUUCUCCAAUGAGGCCUUUAAUGCGGACUCUAGAGCGACUACCAUGAUGAUGCUCAGCCUGUUGACAGAGACGGAUUGAAAAUGUGCACUUUUGAAAUCUGCCGUUUGUUUGUUUUUUUCUUCUCUCAUCAAAGCAGUUUUUCUUUCAGUAUUGCUUCUUUGCUCCACAUUGCUUUCUCUCACAUGCGCAACUUUCACCCGUUGCUUGGAUGAGUCAGACUACAGUAAUGUAAAAUUCUUCGGGAUGGUGUCAAACUUUCACCUCAGAAUAUAAAAUAGCACUUAGAUAUGAAAAUCUUCCAUCUAAAAUUUGCAAAUAUAUGUCAAUAUAUGAAAGGGGUGAAAUUAAAUAAUAAAAAAAAAAUCUGUAAUUUGUUAGCCAUAAUCUUUUGCUGACCUGCCAGACUAGACUUCUUCCCACACAAAAACUGCAAAAAUUUACUUUCUCACUUUAAACAUUAGCAGCUUUUGCAAACAUCCAUAAAUUAUACACUGAUAAUUGAAAAAUAAUUAAGUUUUAUCUUUACGAGCCCUUCAGGAAGUUCUCAGUGUUAUGAGCCAAAAGAAAAGGCAGUAACUAUAGAGAACUAUAGAUAAGUGGAAUCCAGAGAUAAAAUUUCAGACUUGCAUUCCUCAUGUUUCACAUCUGGAAUAAAUCUAUUCACACACAAGCAAUAAGAACAUAUCAAGGCUUUUAAGAGUUAAAAAUCGCAAAAGGUUUUCUGUCAUAACAUUCAACAGAAACCUCUGAGUGUGGAAAUUAAAGCAGAAAAACCCUUUUUAUACGGUUGAGGUAAAACAAACUGAAUCAGCUGAAAUAUGUUUGUUAUGCUCAAUUUUCUGUACAAUAUAAACUUAAAACUACUAAAAAAUUCAGAAGUAUAUGAUCAUGUUUUCUUUUGUAUCAAAUUCUAGUUAUUAACUCUAAUUACAUGCCAAAUAUUUUUUUUAUUACCAAGUCAAUUUUACAUUACAUAGUUAUAAUUUGUAUUAAAAUGUGUGUAAAAAAAAAAAAAGGAAAAUUGUAAACUUUUUCAACUUUAUUGAAGGUUAUCAAAGAUCUUAAGCGUCUCACCCCAGCCGUACUGAUUUGGUUACUGGCAAUAAGGAAAAAAAAGUUUAUUUUACUUUUCUGGUAGGAUAAAAUGGGUAAAUCAAUAUUUUAAGCCUCUGGAAAAUAAAACUGCAAUAUGCUACCCAGGUGAUUAUUGCCUCAGUAACCUGCUGUUCUGCUGCUGCAACACAACUACACUUUUCAAUGCCGUUUUAUUUGACUCGCUGAAUGUUGUGCCAAAUUGAUCCCAUGCUUGUGUUUUUUCAUUUUUUAUUUGCUUGAGCUUAAAUGCUUUACACCUACUUAUUUGUCACACAACGACCCGGACAUGAAGCAUCUGUGACUAAAGCAGCUCCAGAGAGAAAACGAUGGGGUGUUUCUGUUGUCACCAUUUUUCUUUCUUUUCUUUUUUUACAGUAAAAUAAACUGCUGAGAUGUUUCACAGGUACAUAUCAGCCUUUUUCUUCCAUGUUUUGCUUGUAACUGAUCAACUCAGUCUUGUGUGUAAAAACAGGUGUGUUGGUAUACCAGUGUGCACCUGACUUCUACCAGCAGAUGGCAGCAGAGCUCCAUCAUGUGUAUGAAGGAUUAAAGCUUGGAAAACAAGA